AUGACAAAUAACAAUUCAUAUACAAAUACAGAACACUCUACAUGGAAUCCAAUAAUCCAUAUUGAUAAAUAUCGUAUUAUUGAUGAUCAACAAAUUCCAGAUUAUGAAAAUAUAUUCAUGGCAGCUUAUUUAAUUGGACAAGAAAAUUAUUUCGAGAAAUUAUCAUCUCCAUCAAACUAUGAAUUAUUAGAUACUACUAAUGAUAAUAGUAGUAAUAAUAAAGAUUCUUCUAAUGUGGAUACACUAAUUGGACAAUUUCAAUCCAAGUCCAAUAAUAAUAAUAAUAAUAAUAAUAAUAAUAAUAAUAAUAAUGGUAAUCAUCUCCAAUUAAUCAAUAAUAGUCAUUUGACCUUAGCAACUAUUUGGGAACGUUAUUUAUUACUUAAUAAUAUCCGUAAACGUUUAUUAUAUAAAAAACAAAAUAUGACCAAUCAAGAUAAUAAUUUGAAUGAAUCAAAAUUAAUUCUAAAUAAUAAACAAGAGAAAAUUUCUAUUUUAUAUCCAACAAAUAAAACCAGUAAUAAUCAUCAUAAUAAUGAAACAUUGAAAAUUGAUUCAUUAAAGAAAUGUAAACAAUCAGAACUGAUAUUUAAUGAAUUAUCAUUGGAUAGAUAUACACAGAAAUGUGUUGAAGGGUUACAACGUAUUGAUUUAAAAUGUGAAAAACUUGAAUAUAUGAUGAAAUCAAUGAAAGAUACUCUUACCUUACAAAUGAUUACUUAUCAGAACCAUAAAAAAAAACUUGACAAUGAAAUUAUGAAAAAGUGUAAAAAUUUUCCAGUGAAGGAGUUUAGAGAUAUUUCAAAAGAAAAUACAUUAUCUUCGGAUAUAACAAAGCAAUUCACAAAUUCAUUGAAAACAAUCAUGGGACGUAAACGAUAUUUUCAAAUUAUUAAAACUUCUCAUUUGGAGAAUCUUUACAAUCAAAUGAAUGUAAGCCAAUGUUUAGCUCAAACUACUUUCAAACAAUGGAAAAAGCUUAAAGAAGAAAAACAUCAAAUACAACUACACUCAGAAUGUAUUCGUUUAAAUAAGGCCAAUAAAAUGCAUCAUAACUUAUGGAAAUAUGAUAUACCUGAUAUAUUGAAGAGAAUUGAACUUGAAAUAAAUGACUUUGAGAAUGCUAUGAAAAAUAUUGAUAAAAGAUUAAAAACUGAUAGUGGAAAUUUCAAAAUAACAGAUAUUUUAGAAAUAUUUACCGGUUGGUAUUUAGAUAUCAAUUUAUUUAUUGUAUUGGCUGCUUUAGCUGAAAGAUUUGACGGUUUAGAAUCCAUCCUUGGCAAUAAUGUGCAUAAAAUUGGUACACAGUCAUUGUGUUUGAAAAUAAGGAAAGCAAGAGAAUUAUUCAUAUUAAUCGGUGGAUUAGAUAGAAAACAAUAUUUUCAACUAUCUUAUAUUUUUCAACCAAUUAUCAAAUUAAAUAGUGAUAAAGUAACCAAUGAUACAACCAUAAGUAAUAGGGAUCUAUCUUCAAUUGAUUCUUAUCAUAAACCAUUCGGACAUAUUGAAAUGAAAGAUUUAAUGGUCUUCUUUCAUGCUGCUAAUCUAUCACAAAUUCAUGUACAAGAAUUGAUUACAUAUUUAGAUAAUAAAAACAAUGGUACCAUUGAUUUUGUUACAUUUUUAGAAUAUCUUCCUUUAUUUGUUGAAUCACAUCAACAUAUUAUAUAUAAUCCAUAUUUAAAUAAAAAUAUAUGA
Messenger RNA from Schistosoma margrebowiei, 1698 nucleotides. Lineage: Eukaryota; Metazoa; Platyhelminthes; Trematoda; Strigeidida; Schistosomatidae. The record is from the annotation of a GenBank genome assembly.